AUAAAACAUGGACGUUAAAACACUUUUAUCCAGCCAAGAGCUAAAGGAUUCUUUGGACAAGCAUUGGCCAGAUACAUUAGAAAUUGCACGUGCCCUAGCAUUAGGUGAGCAGUAUGAUGUGCAUCUAUUUGCUGAUAGUUGGCCUCAUAUAACAACACUGAUACUAACUUAUAAUGAAGGCAGUGCUAAAAGUAUGAACAACAGAUUAUGUACGUCUAGUUGCUUGACUGCAUUUGUUACAGGAGUUUUUAUAUUCAGUACUGAUGCAUCGAAAAGUGUUUCAACACUUGAGAAAUCAGGAAUUAUUACUGACUUUAAAAUUUCAAUAGUUCUCGGAUCACCUUUCAAUUCCUUACUCUCUUUUAAUAUGUUGAAAUUAAAUUUUUGUGUGCCUAUGAUGUCAACUAUACAUGCAAUAGAUUUACCGAUGGCUAUUGAGAUUGAUCCAACCAAGAGAGAAGAGCUAAAGGAUUUUUUGUACAGGCAUUGGCCAGACACAGUAGAAAUUGUGCAUGCUUUAACAUUAAGUGAUGGACACAGUAUUCAUCUAUUUGCUGAUAGUUGGCCUCAUGUAACAACACUGAUACUAACUUAUAAUGAAGGCAGUGCUAAACAGGUUUUCAUAUUUACUACUGAUGCAUCACAAGGUGUUUUAACACUUGAGAAAUCAGGAAUCAUUGCAGACUUAGAAAUUUCAUUAGUCAUUGGUGAUAAGGAAAUUCUUCAGAGAGCAAUGGAUAAAAUUAUAUCUGAUCCUCUUUAUGUGGGACAAAAAUAUCACAUCUGUGAGGAGGUAGCAGCCAGAUUUAUUUACAAUGCAUCAUUUGUAACAAUGAAUAACAGAAAACCUCUUCCUGCAGGAUACAAGCUUGAUGCUAUUCAUUCUUCUGACGUUGAGCUUAUUGCAUCAAAGUGGCAUCCUUAUGAUGGAUUGAAGAGGCUUAUGAUACACUACAUUACUAAUUAUCCAAAUGUUGCAAUCUAUGAUACAACAAGGGAGCCUCCUCAACCAAUUUCCUGGGUAACAUCAUCAGGGCUAGGUGCCCUAUGGCACUUAUACACAGUUGAAGAACAUCGUGGUAAAGGAUUAGGGACUUUAGUGAUACAAGAAAUCACUGAGAAAUUAUUGGCUGAGGGAGUUACUCCAUUGACGUACAUUCAAUUGUCUAAGAAGUCAUCCCAGUCUAUAUUUGCAAAGUUGGGAUACGUUAGAACUGGAUCUGUUGUAGCUUUUAUGGAUGCUUUGCAAUAAAAGAGACAAUGAUAUGAAAAAAACAUGUUGACUACAAAAUUCUUAAUAGUCUAAUUAUAGUUAGUUUAAUUCAAUGAUUUUGAACUACUUAA
Molecule: messenger RNA, 1344 nt
Organism: Amphimedon queenslandica
Lineage: Eukaryota; Metazoa; Porifera; Demospongiae; Haplosclerida; Niphatidae
Exons: 8
Coding region: 8-1252 (414 amino acids)
Cellular component (GO): mitochondrion
Molecular function (GO): glycine N-acyltransferase activity
Source: RefSeq, a predicted model, not a curated record